Molecule: messenger RNA, 1560 nt
Organism: Colletotrichum aenigma
Lineage: Eukaryota; Fungi; Ascomycota; Sordariomycetes; Glomerellales; Glomerellaceae
Gene: patB-2
Product: Carboxylesterase patB
Exons: 5
Coding region: 1-1560 (519 amino acids)
Source: RefSeq, a predicted model, not a curated record
AUGUUCUUUGUGCCGCUCGUUUGCAGCUUUCUUGCUGCUCUGCCUACGCCAUCUCAGGCAUCCAGCAGCCUGGCAACUGUCGACCUCGGUUAUGAAGUCCACCAGGCGAUCUCUUUCAAUGAGACAACUGGCAUCCUGAACUUCACCAAUAUCCGCUACGCUCAGGCUCCUACAGGUUCUCUCCGCUUUCAUGCACCGCAGGCUCCGACUGGACGCGAUCCCGAAGUCCAAACCGGCGAGCAAGGACGUAUUUGCCCACAGGCGAUGCCUGAGUGGUUUGCUAUCACUCAACAAUUCGUUUCAGCAUACGCUGCAGGCAACCAGUCAACUUUCAACUAUACCAACGCCGAAGAAAAAACGCGUAACAUCCGAGAACAGAGGGAAUGGCCCGCUCCGUGGGCCAACCCAAACAGCCACACGACUGAGGAUUGCCUCUUCCUGGAUGUUGUUGUUCCCAAGAAAGUGUUCGAGAGUGCCACGAAUGCUUUCAGGAUUCACGGAGGCGCAUACGCUAUUGGGAACAAGAUCUACGACAACAGUGCCGACCCGACCGGCCUCAUUCGAGCUAGCCAGGCCGACGGCAGUCCCGGCAUUAUCUACGUUCAAGAACACAUCCACUUGUUUGGAGGGGACCCUAAGCAAGUGACCGUUAUGGGAGGAUCUGCGGGAGGAGGAAGCAUCGUGCAUCAUAUCACGGCAUACGGAGGGUUGAAACCUGCCCCUUUUGCGAGGGCAAUUCCUCUGUCGGCCGGCUGGAUUCCUGUCACCUCUCAGUAUGAGCAAGACAACUCCACGAACAGUUUCCUGCAGUCUCUCAACGUCACUAGUGUUCAGGAGGCACAGAAUUCAUCAACGGAGGAAGUCAUCUUGGCCAACGCUAAGGCAGUCGGUUCAUCCAAAUGGAUUUCAACAACCUAUGGUCCCGUCAUUGACGGAGGUCUCGUGCCGGCAUUGCCCGGGAUUUCUCUGCUAAAGGGCGAGUUUGAUCACAAUGUCUCAGUUAUGACGGGCCACGCUGCCAACGAGGGCGCAAACUUCUCCCCACCCUUCGUCGAAACCAACGACCAAAUGGCCGCGAUGAUUCGCGACGCAUGGUCCACGAUAGAGGAGCCUGUCGUCAGCUACAUUCUCGACGAACUUUACCCGGAACCGGGUGUCAAUCGCACCAUGCUCUAUGUUGCCGAGCUCGGUUUCGCAUGCAACGUCAACUACCUGGCUCGGGCAUUCGGGAGCAACACCUACAACUACGAGUUCCGAGUACACCCAGGUGUUCAUGGUUCUGCCUUCCCUUACGCUUUCUACAAUGGCCCAGAUGAGGUGGAAGGAGGUAUUUAUGUUGGCAGUCUUGGGCCUGUCAUUGUCGAUGUCGCUCGUACGCUGCAGGGCUACAUUGUCAACUUCGUUACGUCCGGUAACCCCAACGGGCUUGGCCUCCCUGAGUUCCCAGUCUCGGGCACCAACGCAGGCAUGCUGGCAUUCAACAACAGCGGCGUGAGUGUUGUUGGCGACACAACGGCUAACGAAAGGUGCUUGUGGCUCAAGAAGGCACUCUACGCUUAA